Molecule: messenger RNA, 401 nt
Organism: Acaulospora morrowiae
Lineage: Eukaryota; Fungi; Glomeromycota; Glomeromycetes; Diversisporales; Acaulosporaceae
Source: the annotation of a GenBank genome assembly
AUGCCUUCCUAUCUCCCACAAUUAAUCAUUCCCAAUUGUGAUCAUAAACUCUUCGAAGAAAUCGCAUUAGCAAACCCUAACUCUUUCUAUCGAAUGAAUCUUAUCCAAGGUCAGCUUGAAAUAAUGCCUCCACAACCAGUUCACAAUGAUACCGAUCAAAGAGAAGUAAACAUUAUUAUAGAAAUUGGCAACUGGUGCCGAGCCAACGACAACUUGGUUGGACACUAUGGUGGAUCACAAGGAGCCUAUACAUUGAAUACUGGUGAUAUUCUGGGUCCUGAAGCUUCUGUUGUCCUUAGUGCCAGAUGGAAUGCUCUAUCAACUAAUGAUAGACGACAAGCAUAUCCGCCAGUUGCACCGAAUUUUAUUGUGGAAUUACGUUCAAUGAGUAAUUCACCUCA